UUUAGAAGCUUUUUGUGGUGUGCACGAUAAGUAUCACUCCAUUGAAUGUUGGUCAAUAUUCAGUAAAUUAAAUGAUCAUAAAAGCAUUUUAAGUUCAAAGAACAAAUAAGUGAAAGAGAAAUUAAUUGAAGUCGUAUCAAAUACUUCAAUAGCACAAAACGAAAUUGACGUUAACGACAGAGUUGGAGAAAACUUGAGAUUGAGUAAAAGAAGAAAAGAUCUCGAUUACAUCAUCACAAAUAUUUAAAGAAAAUAAACUUGAAGAUAAAUUAAUUUGCUAAUAUUCUGAGAUUUCUGAAUCCAACCUUGAAAACAUGGCGUUGUCAUCAAGUGGGAAUUGUAUGAAGUACUUUUUGUUCCUACUGAACUUUGUUUUUGUGAUUACUGGAAUUGUCAUUUUGUCAGUUGGCUUGACAGUUCAAGGGAUUUUCGAUGGUUAUUCUGACUUUCUCGACUCGCAAUUUUUCACGCUUCCAAUAUUUCUCAUCGUUAUUGGAUCCAUCAUUUUUGUGAUAGCAUUCUUUGGGUGUUUUGGAGCGAUGAAAGAAAAUUAUUGUAUGAUUAUCACAUUCUGCGGACUUUUGAGCAUCAUUUUUAUUCUUGAACUCUCUGCUGGUAUCACUGGUUAUAUUCUCAAAAACUCAACAUAUUCUCUAAUAACAUCGGCUUUAAAACCAACUAUGGCUGAUUAUACGAGCAACAGUCGCAUAGCAAACGGCUGGGAUAAUAUACAAGAAACUUACCAAUGUUGCGGAUUAGAAACCAGCGCAAAUCGAAGUGGUUAUGAAGAUUGGAUUGAUGCUGUUCAAGGAAUUCCUUUAAGCUGUUGUGACAUUCCCAACGGACAUCUUGAUUUCUUCUAUUGCAAUGCUACAGCGGAAACUUUGCAUCCUCAAGGAUGUGUGCAGUCAUUUGGUGACUUUAUUAAGUUUCACGCUUUACAAUUAGCACUUGUUGGUGUUAUUCUUGCCAUCAUUCAACUAUUUGGUUUACUUUUUGCAUGUCUUAUUGCGAGACAAAUUAAGAAGCGAAGAAACUUUUAAAUUUUAAAUUUUCGAUAGUAGUUAUUCAAACUCUUUGUUAUGAUAGUUUCCUGAAUGAUACCUAAGUAAUUUGUUCACUAUUUCACAAAAUUUAAGCCGUUUUAGUUGAGUUAUUAAAUCUAUUUCUGAAAUUAAUGAUA
This is a messenger RNA of Clunio marinus, 1183 nucleotides long. The record is from the annotation of a GenBank genome assembly. NCBI's taxonomy places the organism in Eukaryota, Metazoa, Arthropoda, Insecta, Diptera, Chironomidae.